AUGGCGUUCGCUAGGCGUCGACAUUCGCUAAAACCUCCCCCAAUGCGGGUGUUCCCCGGUUUAGGUUUAUCCGUUAUCCGGAAGAUUAGGCGCUCUCUCUCUGGCGGCGGGCGGGGUCUCGCCACGCCCACCGGUCGAUCGCGAGCGAGCACGGCCACGGCCGGCUCAUUGUGCCGUUAUCUACCAGAGACGGAGCACGCUCAUCCGGGCGCCACAGAUAAGCAAAACACCGCCGCAGGAAAACACGGCGUCCGCUGGCCCCCCAAACCAGCUCUCCUGUACAAUCGUAUUCAGUACCACCGGUACUGCAGACGAUUGUACUCGAAUUACUCAACGUUUGAUCUAUCCACGAAUAGCUCGUCCCAGCACACGACUCUUGUAAAAAAAUCGUGGGCCAUUCAUUCGAGAGCUGUAAAGAAU
Iphiclides podalirius (scarce swallowtail) is the source of this 420-nucleotide messenger RNA. The record is from the annotation of a GenBank genome assembly. NCBI's taxonomy places the organism in Eukaryota, Metazoa, Arthropoda, Insecta, Lepidoptera, Papilionidae.